Molecule: messenger RNA, 1974 nt
Organism: Siniperca chuatsi (mandarin fish)
Lineage: Eukaryota; Metazoa; Chordata; Actinopteri; Centrarchiformes; Sinipercidae
Product: LIM domain-binding protein 3-like
Exons: 4
Coding region: 532-1245 (237 amino acids)
Source: RefSeq, a predicted model, not a curated record
CAUGCAAAGAAAUAAGAAAUCAGGAAGGGGGCAAACACUUUUUCACACCACUGUAUAUAAAGGGGACUAUUUUCGGGAGCACGCGUGGGGGCUGAUGCAUGACCCGAUGAACUUCACAUACAAGCGUAUGACCUAUGGUUCACAAGCACCCUUGAGUGACACGCAUGUCUGGUGUGCGGACAUGCCCGGUCACACCUUCCUUUCGCAACCCCCACCUCCCAAGACCUUUUGUUGAUCCCCAGUAUGGGCACGGAUGUUGUUAAAUUGGUCUAAGUGUUUUUGGGAGUGGCUUUGACAUGGUACAACUAUAUAGCUUUGUUGUAGAGAUCAGAUCCACAGAUCAUAUACUAAACAGAGACUGUGACUGUGGGAUGACGGCUACUACAUUUGACAGAGAUUUUGCUUUGAUUCUGGACAAUGGCUGCUACAUUUUGACAGAGAUUUUUGCAUUGAUUCCGGACAACAGCUGCAUCUUGAUUGAGUGACUGAUGUGCUGUGCUUCUUUUCCAUUUUGCACUGAUCCUGUCAACAAUGUGGCCAUGGAGAAUACAGGAUUUAAGGACAUUUAUCUGCAAUCGACAUCAGACAAAAGGCUGUUGCUGGAAAGAUUUGUCUUUGUCAAGCGUCCCGGCCUUGCUACUGCUGUGUGUUCUAUUGGAUUAUCUUCUGUUUCUCUUGGACCUCGCAUGGAUUUUGGAUUUUAGACUUUGCCUGCUCCCUGUUGGAAUUGUUUGCCUUUGUUGGACUGCCUUUCCUGGUUUGCUCUCUGCCUGCCUGACAAUCCAUAGACCUCAGACUGAUUUCCGGCCUGCUAGCCACCAGCCUGAAUCCCGGCCUGCUAGCCUCCAGCCUUCACCUCAGCUUGCAGCCCAGUCGGUUAGGCCCGGGUUUGUUAACCUGCAACCUGCCUGUCCUGAGUCAUCCCCAGCCCCAAACCCAUACCUGGGCAUCCGCCUGGCUUUGGGAGGUCCUUGCAGCCAUCAGCUUAGUUUCUGGCCUGCUAGCUACCAGCCUUCACUCCAGCCUGCUAGUUUUCAGCCUGAACCACAGCCUUUCCUGUCCUGGAGCCACCUUGUAGAAAGCCCUCCAGAAGGAAGAGUGGCUCCCACUGACAUCGUGCCUCUCUGCUGCCCAGCUGCCCAUCCUCACCGCUGCCCUGCUGCCCGUCCUCACCACUGCCCAGCUCCUCGUCCUCACCACAGAGGUUCCGCUGCCCAGCGUCACAGAGAAUCAGCUGCCUCCUGAACCCCCUGAGCUGCAGCUUCCUGACUCUUCUGAGCUGCUGCAGCCUCCUGAAUUUUCUGAGCUGCAGGACACUCCUGAAUCUCCUGAGCUGCAGCGGUCUCCUGAUCCUGUUGAGCUGCAGCAGUCUCCUGACCCUCCUGAGCUGCUGGAAUCACCAGGUCUUGAGCUGCAGCAAUCGCCCGUUUCUGCUGAGCUACAGCAGUCGCCUGUGUCAGAGCUACUGGAAUCACCAGGCCCUGAGCUACAGCAACCUCCUGAACUCUCCAAGCUGCAACAGCUUCCUGAUCCACCUGAGCUGCAGCCUCCGGGGGUUCCUGGUGUUGGGACUCCACAGAUUAAUUCAUUAAUUUGGGUGAUUGUUAACUGAACUUUUGUUAGGAGACUGCAUUCUCUUUUGUCCCACAAUCCUGAUAGCCAUUGAAUGCAGCAUUGGUCUGACCUGUGACCCGGAAGUCACCAGGUCAAUAAAAAGGUCAGCGAUAAUUUGUUCUGUCUCUUUCCUCUUCUCUCCUCGCCCGGACCUGAUGGUUCGCUGAACCUCGGCAUGGUUUGCUCAGUGCAGAUCCACCAACGAGAGGAUAAAGGAUUAGGCCACAACACAGGUGCCUGCCUUCUAAGAUUUCUGGUUAGCUCACCGCUAACCGAAAGUUAGGUUGUUUGCUACCACCGCCAUGUAAUCUGCUCGAAGAAGAAACAUCCAGCAUGCACACACACACACCCUUUGUUCUG